Molecule: messenger RNA, 1758 nt
Organism: Neurospora tetrasperma FGSC 2508
Lineage: Eukaryota; Fungi; Ascomycota; Sordariomycetes; Sordariales; Sordariaceae
Product: ketol-acid reductoisomerase
Exons: 5
Coding region: 41-1249 (402 amino acids)
Biological process (GO): L-valine biosynthetic process
Cellular component (GO): mitochondrion
Molecular function (GO): ketol-acid reductoisomerase activity
Source: RefSeq, a predicted model, not a curated record
CUCCCCAUCAAAUCCCAUUACCCCCAAGCACUCCAUCACAAUGGCCGCCCGCAACUGCACCAAGGCUCUCCGCCCCCUGGCCCGCCAAUUGGCCACUCCCGCCGUCCAGCGCCGCACCUUCGUGGCUGCUGCCAGCGCUGUCCGCGCCUCCGUUGCCGUCAAGGCCGUUGCCGCUCCCGCCCGCCAGCAGGUCCGCGGUGUCAAGACCAUGGACUUCGCCGGCCACAAGGAGGAGGUUCACGAGCGCGCUGACUGGCCCGCUGAGAAGCUCCUUGACUACUUCAAGAACGACACCCUCGCUCUCAUCGGCUACGGCUCUCAGGGUCACGGCCAGGGUCUUAACCUCCGUGACAACGGCCUCAACGUCAUCGUCGGUGUCCGCAAGAACGGCAAGUCCUGGGAGGACGCCAUCCAGGAUGGCUGGGUUCCCGGCAAGAACCUCUUCGAUGUCGAUGAGGCCAUCUCCCGCGGCACCAUCGUCAUGAACCUCCUUUCCGAUGCCGCUCAGUCCGAGACCUGGCCCCACAUCAAGCCCCAGAUCACCAAGGGCAAGACCCUCUACUUCUCCCACGGUUUCUCCCCCGUCUUCAAGGAUCUCACCAAGGUCGAGGUCCCCACCGACGUUGACGUCAUCCUCGUCGCCCCCAAGGGCUCCGGCCGUACCGUCCGCUCCCUCUUCCGUGAGGGCCGUGGCAUCAACUCCUCUUUCGCUGUCUACCAGGACGUUACCGGCAAGGCUAAGGAGAAGGCCGUCGCUCUCGGUGUCGCCGUCGGCUCCGGCUACCUCUACGAGACCACCUUCGAGAAGGAGGUCUACUCUGACCUCUACGGUGAGCGUGGCUGCCUGAUGGGUGGUAUCCACGGCAUGUUCCUCGCCCAGUACGAGGUCCUCCGCGAGCGCGGCCACUCCCCCAGCGAGGCUUUCAACGAGACCGUUGAGGAGGCUACCCAGUCCCUCUACCCCCUCAUUGGUGCCCACGGCAUGGACUGGAUGUUCGACGCCUGCUCCACCACCGCCCGCCGUGGUGCUAUCGACUGGACUCCCAAGUUCAAGGACGCCCUUAAGCCCGUCUUCAACAACCUCUACGACUCCGUCAAGAACGGUGACGAGACCAAGCGCUCUCUCGAGUACAACUCUCAGCCCGAUUACCGUGAGCGUUACGAGGCUGAGCUCGACGAGAUCCGCAACCUCGAGAUCUGGCGCGCCGGCAAGGCCGUUCGCUCCCUCCGUCCCGAGAACCAGAAGUAAACAAUUGGCUUUUGAUGCUUUUUGGUUGGGUCGUGAUUUCUGCUUGCACGAGGGAUACACAAAUGAUACUCCGGUAGUUGGGCAGGUUUGAAAAAUAACAGAUGCACACAACACGCUGCACAGGCCGCAUCAUAUGACUGGCCGGCCGCUGGAACGGGACGGGAUACCUCUGGGAAAUAUGGGGGAUAUUAAAAAGCCUUUUCUCCGACGUCUCUUCGAUUUGGUUUGUUCUGGGUUCGGUUUGUUCGGAUUGUAUAUAAUUAUCUUUAUGGGGGGCCUCUGCCCGGUGGCAUGUCGGUCAAUGAACUUUUCUUUUUCUUUCUCUGUUCAAUGGCUUGGUCUAUGCAUUAGUGAUCUGAUUCUUAGACAGCAGACGAGCUGACAUUGACUUCAACUUCUAGUUCCUCUUUAUAUACGCUCCUCUCCUUUCCCGGUCUAUUCCUCACCAAACAACCUCCCCAACGCCGCCAACUCAACAUUCCCCCCGCUAAACACCACCCCCAAAUCCC